AUGCCGCAAUUCAAGUUCGUCGCAGUGCAGUACGGUGAUGGGAAACCCUCCAAAGUGGCCAAAUCUACCCGAAGCCACGCCGUUCGCGCAGGUCUCCAAAAGACGAAACGUCGUUCCAGAAACAAGGCAGUCACGCUGUCUCUUUGUUCUGAAGCAGUCGAAAAAGAUGCGUUGCUUGGAUUCAAGUUCCUUAUGGAUCCCGUGUGCUCCAGCUGCGUUGACCCGUUCAAUAGCCUCCCAGUUCCUACCAAUCUACAAGUCGACCACCUAGUCAAGUACCUGCUGUUCAAGUUUGACAAUAAUCUGGGUACGAAUGAUCGCACCAAGGCAUGGUUUCCCUAUGCCCUACGGAGCACGCCAAUGAUGCACAGUACCCUCGCCAUGGCUGCAGCAUUGUGGCAAGCAGAUUGUCCAGCCUUGGAGAAGUCCAUUCAGGUCGAAGGCUUGCGCCAGAAGGGGGAAGCGAUGCGAGAGGUUGGGGCUUACCUCGCACAAGCUGGCUCCAUUCACAACCACGAGAUCGCAUUUAUAAUAUCUACCAUGUCAACGCUGGUACUUGUAGAGGUAUCCGUAUGCGGUGGGGACUUUGAGACUGCCAAGAUGCAUCUCAAAGGUGCCCAUAAUCUGUUCAGCUCGCGAGGCGGCCGUGACAGCUUCAAGGAUCAGUUCAUCCUCUGCAAGUCGGUCAAUCUGUAG
Molecule: messenger RNA, 696 nt
Organism: Fusarium keratoplasticum
Lineage: Eukaryota; Fungi; Ascomycota; Sordariomycetes; Hypocreales; Nectriaceae
Exons: 3
Coding region: 1-696 (231 amino acids)
Source: RefSeq, a predicted model, not a curated record